UAUACUACUGUGUACCUAUAUCAUCGUUACACCUACAGGUGCUCAAACUGUGUUUUAGGGUGUUUGUAUAGAAAUGGCCUCGCGGGAAAGCUAAUUAUAGGUUCUUUCAAAAUCUGAGACUAUAUGAGACAUCGGAGGGUACCUAGCUGUAUAAUUACUCAUAAAUGCUCGUUGAAGUGAAAUAAUUUUAAAUAUUCAUACGAAGAUUGUCUCAAAAGAGCAGCCUCUUACAUUAGCUGUGUGACAGUAACAGCACACCUGGUCACUGCGGUGUUGCUUUUCCUUCCCCUCAAGCUUCAGCAGCUGGAACAAAAAUACUUUGCAUGUGUUUGGAAGUAGAGUUUUUUGCUUUUAAGCAGUAGGAUGGAUGCUGGUACUUGAGGGUGACUCUCCUUCCUAGUAAGAGGAUCACAGGUAUAUCAUGGGGGCUUUCUAAAAAUUCUCAGUUUGAGUAGUAAAUUCCCUGAAAUUCUAUAAUAUGACACUGAACUGAGGAUGGAAUCAAAUUCCAGUGAUUUAGAAGUUACUAAUCUUGACUUCUGGUGCUGCUUUUGCAACAUUUGGUACAUUAAGUACCCAGUCACUGUUGCUUUGCUUGGAAUAUCUUCAGUAACCGACUCUAUCCGCAGCUGAAGCUUGCUUCUUCCUGGGCCGUUUCACUCUGGUUGAAAGAAAUGUAGAAAUAACUGGAGGAGGUCUUGUCCUGGUGCUUCUCCCCUUAGCUCAUUAGAGAAGCGAAGGAUAACUUGCCUGGGGUGAAGUGCUAACUGGUAGGCUGGUUUGAGCUGUGAAGCUUUCAAUUGCUGGGCCAUUUCAAGUCCUCAUAGUCCACAUAGGCACUUCCUGUGAACGUGUGGAAGACAAGCGAUAACCUAUUAGAGGGGACUAAAGGUGGGAAUUCUGGAGUGAUUUGCUGAGAUAAGAGCAGUGCCAAACCUGCAGCUUGUAAUAAUUCAGCUUGGAGAAGAGAGCAACCUUGAAACCUGUCUGAUACGAUGCUUACCUGCAGAGGGUGGUUCAGUUCAUCAGUCACUGCUCUGGAUGAUGCCUGAGGUGGGUGGGUGUGUUGGCGUGGGAUGCACAGCCUGUGGAUUUGUGGCCAGAGGACGAAGGGAUUUUACUUGACUGGACAAGUCUAAAGUUGGUAGAGCACAGAUGCUCAGAGCUACUCCUCAUUUUCUUGUCUUGAGAGUGGUUUUUAGUAAGCUGUUUGUAUAAGGUACAGGUGCAGGUGUUCCUGCCCUUUGAGGGACACACCCAGAAAGCAGUCCUAUUAAAAUUAAUAGCGCUCUUGCAUCAUUCUUUAGACUGCUGUGCUCUCAUUCAGCACUAAGGUAUGAGGACUUUUCCUCUUGCAUAAGGCGACUUGAUCUGCUCUGGUUGAGGAGGAAAGAGUUUGGCAGCUCACUGAAGAGUGAGUUGUAUGCUGUCAUGCCCUGUAGCUUAUUUUUCUGAACUAUUUCAAGCUACUGUUCAGCUUUCUAACCUGUCUUAGUAUGUACAGCUGCCUGAUACUGAGCUACUAAUUAAACUGAUGUGGUGAUUAUCUGGUCAGCCCUUCCUGAAUGCAGUUCCUUUACUACUUCUAGCCUACUUCUUGCUACUAGACGUGGUUUGUUUGGUGCUUGAAUUAGGGACCUAGCAAGGUUAAACCUCACGUACUUAUUGAACUUAUUUUAAAGGCCCCAAAAUUAUAACAGGCUUAAUCUACUUUGUACCCUUAUAGUUUCUAAAUAUAUAUAUAGCAAUUCUUGCUUUUUAUUCUUUCCCCAACAAAAGUUGGUUUCUAGUCUAAUCAGAAACACUGGGUGCCCUAUCAAGCCCAGCUCAUUGAGUAAUGUAACUGUUUAAAAAACAAUCCAACCACUGAACAAAACUCCCCCCAAAGCCAGAAACUUUUCAGUAAACUCGUGCAGGUUCAGUAGUAUUUCUGAGCUAACUGACUUCACUUACAGGCAAGGAGUGAUAAUUGAAAGUGUGCUGUGACAAAAGAAGUUAGUCUCAUUAAAUGUGACUGGCUCCAUGGAAAGACAAGAAGGGACUUAGUAAUUUUUGCACAAAAAGCUUAUGUUAGGAGUAAGCACCUGAACUGGGAGGAAUCUAAGUUUACAGUUUAAAGAGACUUAAUGCCAAAAAAACCUCCAAAAAUUUGUUUUAAACACCACAGUUCUUAUACUGAAUCUUGCCAAGGUAAUUAAAGAAUUCCUAAAGCUAGUUUGAAUUUCCAGGCUGGGUUUGGAAAGCAGUGUCCUUCCACAGGUGCGGAGAACGCUCAAGUUUGUUCAGGUAGGUUGGUGAGCAGCAGAGGUUUUCAUACUGGAAAGCUGUUUUGUUUUUUCUGUCAGCAAUCAGAAGAUGUUGCUGUGCAGCACAUAAGGUGCAGUGGUGCAUGUUGCCAGUUGGGCUCUCUGCUGCUUGUGAAAGGUCAGCUUUUGAACCUCUGUGAGUCAACAAGCAGUAAGCUUCAAACUGGUGCUCUAGCUCUGUGUUCUGGAACCUCAGACCUCCUAGUUGGUUCUGGAAAACUUAAGAGGAAGAGCAGUGCCUGUGUGUGUAGUUGGUUUUCUUGAGAUCUGCUUGAUUGUUUGCAACUUGCUGAAAUGUGAGAGGUGAAGGAAUACCCUAGGGUCAGUUUAGAGAGGGUUUGUUGAGCUGAAUGCAGAAAAACCAUGGUUAAACAACUCAAUGUGUCAUGUUUGCAAACAGAACCAAUCAACAUUGUAUUUCAAUAGACAGGAGUCAAGUUUUGUGACUGUAUUCUGCCCUAGGUGACUUCAUGCAAAGUGUUGUUGAAAGACUUAACAGAUUCUACUUGUUGAAACAGAUUCUAUGUGUUGAAACAGAUACAGUGGAUUCAAACCUGUCUAAGGAAGGUCCUGGUUAUUAGCUGACUUCUGAGCAUCCACUUCACCUGUAACACCUCAAAACUCAUGCUGAUGACUUAGAUACUUCUGUUUCUUAUAAUACCCUAACCAAAACAUUAAGAGUUCAAACAGCACAUUGAUAUCUUUAUAGUGGAUAUAUAUGCAAUGUGGAAGAGAAAGUUGUGAAGCUGGGAAUCCAUAGUUUGUGCUGUGUGAGAGACAGCUCAGCCUCUGAAUGGUAUUCAGAGCAUCUUUGCCAUGUUAUAAAAAGUGUGUUGCCUGGUGUUCAACUGCUCCUCCAGCACAGAGCUUUUUGUAACCUUUAAACUCAGUAAGUAUAGAAUAGGAAUUUGUCCUGUUAAAACCUGCAUUUGUUUAAAGAGCAAACUUCUACUUACUCACCUGUGUCCUACAUCUCUAGAUCUCAGUUACUUAAAUACCAAGGUGUGUGUCACUCCAAACCUAAGUGAUUUUUUUUAGAAGUAAAAGUGACCUGUAGCAAACAAAGCUGUACUUAUCCUGCCACACCUCUUCUGCUCUUCAGUUUUAAGUACAGCAUUGAACUCAUGGAUUAGUAUUUAGGAGCUGAUCUGUGGGUGACUCCUCGCUAUGUGAAAUCCAAGAGGUUCUCCCAAUUACUUCUCAGAUGAAGAAUAUCUGAAUUAAGUGUUAUCUUGAAGGUGAUGUUUUAUACCACCUGAUGCUAUUCUACAGUCUUUAGGAAGAGUGAGGAAAGUCCUUCCUAGUGUCUCAUCUGAACAAAAUGGGCUGACUGAACACUGUGGCAUGCAAUUGGUUAAAAAAGAACCACGCUAGAAGUGUUUGAACUCAGCUGAAUGGAAGUGACCAAAGGCUCCAACUCUGAAGUAAGAAAUAAGUCUAAUUUAUCUAGUUAGGUUUGUUCCACUUAGAACCCUCAGUGAAGGUACUGUGUGAGAACAGGCUUCAAUAAAGUCCUUCCUUUGUGUUUUGUGGUAGUCUGAAGCUGUCACCGGAGCAGUGCUGAUGCUGCCAUCCCAACAGCUCAUCGAGCUAAAUUCUUAACUUCAUCACAGCUUUACUUCCUUCCAGUGUUCUAUGUCAUUGUCACCAGUGACACAGCAAGACAUCAACAUCUUAACCUUUUGUCUUGCUUUAGUCCCUCAUCCCUUGCAUCUUCAGACAUCCACGUGCUGUGCUGGGUGCCGUGCUCAGCAUGACUGCAUACUCUGAAAGCAUUUAUUUUUUUAUGCCAUGCUUCCAGGCCAAGGCUGCUGCAAGCAAAAUGUGUAAUGAGUGCUUCUUCAGGGCUUUAUCUUCUGUAAACAAAAUCGUCUCUGUCCUAAUGUUAAGUUGCUGGCUUGUAAGCCUUCACUGGGCAGAGUGCUGCUGCUGUGGUGUGGCCUGUGAUAGGUACUGAGCAACAGGGCUGCUCUGCAGAUCAUGCGACUGAGCUAAGAAUACGGGUUGCCUUAUGGCACUGGAAUGCUGGCGUGAAUUCUGGCGCAGGGAGAGCAGGGUGUUGGCAGUGCAGCCAUUGCUGCUGAUUUUAGUUACCUCUCAAAAAAUGCAACUGUUGUGUCAUGAGGGUUUACCUCUGCUGUCUGGCACAGAGGUUAUAUUGCUUGUGGCACUGCUUGAGCUCUGCUGGGGAUUUAUGCAGGAAGUGAAAGCAGAUGCAUUCCUUUCUCAGAGACCUGUUUUAUUAAUUGUUAACCGUAACUGUUAAAAGUUCUGGCUUUUGGUACUUGCAGUUCUGUUUGAUACCUAAGCUGAUAAAUGUUCCUGUGUUUUCCACAUAUAAAAUAUGCUUAUUCCUUGUGGGGUAUGGGAUAGAGUUACUGGAUUUGUAGAUGUUGAGGUGUCUGUAAGUUGGCUGUUAGAGCACUGCGCUGAGUCUUGGUGCUGGAAGUUACUCAGUAACUUGGAUUUGGUUGCUGAGCUGCAAGUAAUAGUGCUGGUGAAACUUAGCAAGGUUAAAUGAAAAAUGUACAAACAACAAAUACCCAAUUCAGGUCCUGUUCCAAAGGGUAAUAACACCUUACUUAGUAAUAUCACUAACGCAGAUACCUGUGUGGCUCUGAGACUAAGAAUUUGUUAUUGGUGUUAGUACCUGGGCAGUGAGGGUAUUCUCUUCUAAAUGUAUGUAUUCUCUUCUAUUGUAUGUUUUUAUGGUACUGUAAGGAAAGUUAUUACCUGGGAGCUUACUAGAAUGCUGAAGAAGCAUGAUUCCUUUGCAACUUACAAGGGAAAUGAAAUAUAUGCAUUGCCGUGUUUGCUGUGGUGUAAGUUACUUCAGAAUGUUGGCAGAUCCUCCUCUGUGGGAUCGUGUAUCAGUCUGCUAGCACAUUUAAUCCAGCUUUGAUUUGUCAAGAUCUCAGAGGUAGAAACAAAAAGCACUUUGUCCUGGCUAUUCUCAUGAAGACUGACACUUGAAUCACUCUUUCUAGUUGUCUAUUCAGUUAUUUCCUUAGCAUGCUGUACUCGCUGAAUGAAGCUCAUUGUUUAGUAGUAAACCAUAAUUGGGUUGCUUCCAUUCAAAGGCUUUCAUCUAUAGGUUGAACAUCUCAUUCUGACAAUUUCAAAUGAGGUAUCUGAACAGCUUCAAGUUCAGUCUUUCCGGUGUAAUGUAGUGAGGCUUCUCUUACAGCUCCAGUAGCUUGUCUGUGAAACAAAGCUGUGCCGUGCUGAGCCUUACUGCUGUCUUCCAUCCACACCCCUGAUGUAACCUUUUCCUUGGAUGAGGGGUGAACAGUGGUAUUUCUUGGUGGAUACCACGUGAUAGGGCUGCUUUGUAGAUCAUGCAACUUCAGCUGAGCUGUAGUAAAGCUCUGUAGAAACAGCAUCUGGUCAGUUUUGGGGAACUCUCCAGAGAACCAUACGUGCUUACUGCUGCUUUCUUUCUGAGAUGAUGCAAAUCUGACAGAAUAUCCUGAAGAGGCUGCAUCCAGGUUUUAGUUCUUCCUUUUUAUAUUAUUGUAAACAUUUCUUCUCCACUGCUGGUCCCAGCUGUCUAGAUGCACCAACAAGUCUGAAUCUUUACCUUGCUGUAUAACUUUUUUUCACAAUUUUGGAAGCUCUAAGCAUCAGGACUUGAAACGUCUAAUGCAUAUUCAGGCCAUCUGAGAAUUUCCAUGACCCUUGUAGGUGGUCAUAAUGUAUUCAGUCUGAAGCAGUCGAGCUUGGUUUUCCUGCUGCUUACUUUAAACUUUUCAGGCCUGUUUGUGUUUACCUUAGUUAAGCAGUAAUAAUUGUUUAGGCAUUAAACUGAGCUAUCAUAUUGGAAGAACAAACCAACCAAAUAAACAUUAUUGCAACUUCCUGAUAAUGAAAAUUCCAAUCAUGUAAUACUUGAUUUAAUCUUUAAGCUUGGAGGAAAAUGGGAGUGGUGAUGGAAGAUCUCCUUUGUAACUGACUUUCAGUCAGCUAGGUAGUGCAUGCAAAAAGCUUGAUCUAUGUGGGGAGAAUUGCUGUGACCUUAUGACUACUGAGCGUAACAGCUACUUGUUAUGUUAAUACAGGGAACAUCUGAGUUACUCCUUCAAGCAUUUGAACACCAAAGAACGUGGUGUCCACUUAAGUUCUUUAAUUACUGGUGCUUCCCCAGACAGUCUGGAUGAUGUUGUUUGCUUCCUUAUAGCAAUUGCCUAGAUAUGUUUAGGCUGGAAACUGGGGAGUUAAGAACACUGGGAUGUUUCUGUCUUCUAUCUAAAUCAGAUGUGGUCAAGCACAUGCCUGUCUUGCAGAGGGUGUACAGAGUAGGGAAGAACUAAUCACUGAAUGAUGGAAUGUGGGCCUUCUGAAAAGGAGGCUAGAUCAGAUACGAGCAUCUAGCUUUAGAUGAGAAGAAUCUUACUGAUGGUCUCCAGUGCAUUUUCUGCAUACAGCUAAUAUGAGUAUUGGCACUAAGGAUGGUUCUAGUAAAGGUGAGUCUCUUAACUGCAGAUAGUUUUGGCAGUUUUCUUAGCAUGACAACUUUAAAAAUUGCUGUAGAAGUUCUGAAGAGCUCUGACAACUCAGCUGAACGUUCUAUAUAAGAACAGCUGACUCACUGGAGAAUGUACAGCGCUCCUGCUUUAAGUUUAAUCACGUGCUUACAAGUCAGAGUUGUUAAGGCUUCUAUCCUCCCAAGUUAGGGCAUCAGUUCUGUUUCAUUACUCUCUUAAAUUGCACACUACCUCAGACCUGUUUAACUCACUCUAUGUUGUGUGCUUACCUUCAGGCACUCAUUUCCAGCCCUGCAGGCUGAAACACAGCUGUAUGCUCUGUUGCUCAGCUGAUGGGUAUAUGGGCACUGACUGAGGUAAGCAUCUCAAGGCUGCUUCUGUGUGACAGUAAGUGCCUGUGUCAGGUGAUUAUUGUAAGGCUCAGACAGACCUGCACACAUGUGCUCCUGACUCUCAGAGGGAUGCUGGGUGGUGAUGCUGAUCCCUACCAGUUCAGAGAUUUCUGCUGUAGAAGAAACUUGCCCCAGAGCCAACUUCUGAUUGUACAUCCUGUUAAUUUUUUUCUCUUUCUGAGGUGCUGCGGUAGAAUGAGCAUCAUAUCUGAAAUGCUUGUAUUUUGAGCAGUUAAUGCAGAAUAGGUUGAUUGGUUAUUGAACAAUAGUGAUUUUAUUGAGUUCUUGGAUGCCUUUAAGAUCAUUAUGGUAGCUUGCUAUCAUGUUAACAGAACCAUUCUAAAUAUACUUCAGCACUGCAUUCUUGAUGGAGUAAUUGUGAUGCCAGAACUUGAUUCCUGAUUAUGAAUACAUCUUACAUAUGCAUGCAUGUGAGAAUGACAGAGCAGCACAUGCUGGACGUGAAGGUAGUAUUUCUUUCAGUGUGACUUGGAGUAUAUGGUACAAUUAUCCUUUUGCUUUUAAAGCAUUAUACAAGCUCAGUAAUGUGUGGCUCUUCAGAAGUGACUGCAAGCUGCAGGUUAUGGGAAAGUCUGACUACUUCAAAUGAGAAUGCAUCUUGGCUUCUGCAGUCUGUGUAGGAAAACCACUUGCAGAGCUUGCUUUGGGUGCUUUCAUUGGACGUGUCAUAUCAGGAGGGCACUUCGGUUGUUUCCAUCUGCAUGAGAAGUCCAUCUUCUGGUUCUGGAUUCCCAGGCUCUCCGGCUUUUCUUUUUAUUAGAUUUCCCCAGCUUUCUUCUGUACUACCUUAUUCCUCAUUAGCCCAAGUGUUAGAGGUGAGUGUACCUGCAGGUUUCUGUAAUGGGUUGGUCUGACUGUUCUCAUGUCUGCUUGUGUCUCUAAGCUUGCGCCUGUUUGCUUAACCUAAAGGAAAUGCAUUGAUGUUCUGGACAGGAAGGGACUUGUAUUCCGGGAGUCAGACUAUCUGGAGGAUGCUAUCUAGCAUAUGUACCUGAUCUCAGUGAGGAUGGGUACAUUUUUUUUUAUUACUUUUGAUUAGGAAGCUAGUAAAAUAUGUUUUUUGAAUACUGUCUUUAAACUGCCUGGUCAACCUGGAAGAGCUGGACUCUCUUUGAGUAGUACUUUUCUCUUUGAGCACUUCCAGACUUGCCAGUGACUGGAGAGUUUGUUCCUUGCUUCAGAGUUGCCUUUAAGUGUUGGGAGUUUUUGACAGUGCAGUAGACUUCAGCACAAGUACAAGGUGACAGCUUGAAGUAGGGAGAAGUUAAAGCUCCAGAAAACUGGAGAUAAGGGAAGAAGAAAAUAUGAAGAACUGAUAUACUAUUACUACUGCAUUUCCAUACCUGUGUAAGACCUAUACAUUAAACUUAUGUUAGCAUGCUGCUAAAACCUUCCCCCUACUUUUCUUCCUUUUCUGUGGAGACAAAACGACAGGCUUCAGUUCCUCUGUGUCUUGCUGCUUUAAUUCUUCCGAGGGCUGCUUUCAGAGUAGCUAUGCUUCAUGCUUUGGCAACCUUGCUUGAACUGUCAGUGCAGUCUGCAGGCCUCUCACUAUGAAUACUGCUGGCAUAGCAGGUGAUUGAGCAGUGGAAGCAUGAGUAAGUCUCUCACUGGCUGAUUCUCAAGUCUGACAUCAUAUCCAAGAAAUAGAUGGCUCUCUUUCACCAUGAGGAUAAUGAAAUAAUUCCUACUGUGUUAUUCAUUAACUCACAUUUCAUUCAGCGGCUCCUAAGAGGAUAGCAAGUAUGCUAGAGGUGAACUUACAUAAGACUUUCUUCUGACAUUCUUUUGUUAAGAUAAGCAAGAGUUAAAGCUAUGGCAGACCAAGCUUAUACAUGGCAGCGAUGCCUCACUGGGGCAGGUGAUAUGUUGUGUAUUACGCUUACUGACUUUCAAACUGAAUGGUUUUGACUUAAAGGAGGUAGCCUGUAUUUAAAGAUAUUUGAGAAUUAACUAAUGCACAAAGCCAGGUGAAGUUCUUCUUUGGUGUGGAGGCUGCAGCUUGCUGAGCAGCUGCAUAGAGCAUAGAGGUGAUGUUCAGCCCAGCACGCGAAUGCUUCAGGGCAGUUAGAGGAGUCCAACAAAUAAACUGGGGGACCUGCAGCAGUGAAAGCACAUGAAAAGCAGUGUACAGAACUGCUUGUAGAGGAGCCUGUUAAAAGCUUGCUGGUCUUUUAGUAUUUGCACUAAUGUAUGUUGAGCAUGUAAAAUUGGAAUCUCUCUUAAAUGUUAGUGUCAUGUCUUCCCUCUGCGUGUACGCUUGUUUUGUCUGUUUAAACACCUGCUGAACAGUACUCUGCAAGGGAGCUUUAAAGGAAAGAAUGAUGACCUGCUUUGCUACAGGGUUUUCACUACUAUUAAGUUAAAGAAAAGGCAGACAACUCUACCCCUAGCUUUGGUGCUGAAUGUUUUCAAGGGGUCUGUGAGGGUUGGCUGUGACUCAUCUUGGCUAUGAUGCAGGUUCUUGACAACCUGAACUUCCUAAUGAAGGGUUGUGGCUGUUAUUCAGGUUACCAUACUGAGUGUGAGCACUGUGCAAUUCUGAAGGCUUGCCAAGGAGUUCAUCUCUCCAAAAGAGAUUUACCUGAAUUGUACAAUUAAGCUGUGCUGACUGGAGUAUUCAAAUACCUGUUCAAUCUUUCUUGCUCUGAGUGCACUGGCAUCAGUAGUUUAUCCACACAGGUAAUAACAGAUUUCUGAGGGAAGGCUGCAGUUGUCUUGGGCGUCUGAAAUCCAGAACUUCAGGACAGCCCAACAGAGUCUUACAUUGUCUAUUUGUAGAAGCAUUGGAUGAGGGAGUAGCAGCUUCAGCUAGGAGGAGCAGCAAGGUGGUGGUAUAGUGGGUGGGAUGGCUGCCUGCCUGGAGAUGUGGCUGUGUCCUUGACCUGCUUCAAAUCACUGUGCUGGUAGUAAGUUACUGGGAGCUCUUAGAGCUGCCUGGCUAGCUAUACUUCUGCAGUUCAGACCCUCAGCUAGUGGGAGUUGUAUUUGCCAGAUAUGCAGCAAAAUAAUAUAAGCUUGAAGUAUUUGAGGAACCUGAACUGGGCCAAAGCAAGGUCUUUCUGGUGCCUUGAACUCUUCCUGUGCUUGGUUUUCAACCCUUUGGAUACAUUAAUACCGCUUAACCACGAGGGCCAUUGUGAAAAUGUAAAGCUCCAUGGUGCUCAUCAUGUUCUGAAGAGAUGCUAUGAAAUGAGCUGUGUAGGAGUGACUGAUUUUAGUUGUAGUGCUUCACUGACUACAAGGGUUAGUAAAACGAAUAUAAUAAAGGUCUGUGUUCAGAGGAUGUUCUCCCUCUAAGAGGAGGGGAGUGUAUGGGAAAGAAGAGAUGGAGAAGGGAACUGAGCAUCAUUCAUAAAGCUGAGCUAAUGCUUUGCAGGUGAUCAUCAUGCUUGUAUUUCCUAAUGUGCAGUCCUUGUCUGUGCUCUUUAUGUAUAGGCAUUUUAAGAUGGAAUUACAGCAAGCUGAUUUCCAUUGUGUAUGGGUGGUGAAAUAUCUGCCAUGUCGUUAGCUAGUGUUAGAAUACUUCCGAUGGAAGGGGUAUACAAAGAAAGAGUUCAACUGCUUGAUAACCUCAGGGCUAACCAAAACUUAAACAUGUUAAUGUAACUGACAGGCACAGGACACCAACCACCUCCCUGGGAAACCUGUCCCAGCACUGACCACUCUCAGAGUAAAGAAAUGUUUCCCAAUGCACAGUCUGAUCCUCCCCUGGCAGCGUUGUGCCAUUCUCACAUGUCCUGCCAUGGGCAGCAGGAGCACAGCCCGGUGCCUCUCUCUGUUUCCCCUCCUCAGGGCAUAGUAGGGAGCACUGAGAUCACCUCUUCUAACUGGACAGCCCAGGUGCCCUCAGCUCCUCCUCGCAGGAUGUGCCUCCCAGCCCUCUUACCAGCAUUGCUGCCUUCUUUGGAUGCUUUCAAGGGCCUCAACAUCCUUUUUUUGUGUUGUGGAGACCAGAGGUGCAUAUGGUAUUCAAGAUGAGGCUGCACCAAUACUAAAUAAAAUGAGGGUGUCAACUGGGAGUGGGAGAAUUCAAGUAUGGAUCUGUUUUGUCUUUGUGCAACUGCCUGUAACAGCCUAAACUCCUAGACCAAGACAUCUGCCACCAAAGCACACCUUGCUUGUAGAAUUCGAUUUCACAUCUAGAUUUGUGUAUUAUACCAACUGUGCAAUGUGUCAAAAUGCUCUUGAUGAAGGUGAGAUAGGCUUGAGUUUUCUGAACCAUGUUCUGAUCUGCUUUUUUUCCCAUCCCUGCUCAUUGUGAAGGCAUCUCUUAUCUGAGUGUUUUUCCUCACGUAAUUUUCUUAAGAUUCCAACCUUAAUGGAACAGGUUGACCAGGAGGAAUCCGUGGAGAUGCUCAGACCUUGGAUGGACAAGGCUGAUCCACUUGAUCUAAUUGGAGCUGUGUUAAAGCAGGGGCUUGGACUAAGUGAUGGCCAGAUGUGCCAUUCCCCUUUCCACUUAAAGGGGCAGAAUUACCUGUGUUUUUGUAAUUGAACAUUGAAUCUUCUUCCUGUGACUACAAACAGCACAGGCCUCAGGUGUUGUCUGAGUCCUUCAGAAGGAAUGCUUUCUCUGAAGCUUUCUUGAACCUGAUGGCAAGCUUCACUGCACGCAGCUUUUGUUUGUGGUUAUGGGGAAGAAGGAAACUUGUUUUUUGGGUGGCGCUUUAACAGUUGAUAAGGUCUUAAGGAGAUCCUUGAUUAAUUGAGCAAAUUGAGUUCUCUCAGUAUUUUGUAUGUUGCCUGCUUGUGUGUGACACCAAACAAAUUGUUGGCUGACAACAGUUUUUUGCUACUUAUUUUCAUUGGGAACAGAACAGUAUACUGCAUCUCCAAACCCAAGUAGUAAGCUCCUCAUUUAUUUUGUAUCUACUCUUCUGAUUUACUUGUUAAUCUACAUUAAUGCAACUUGAGAUUUUAUCCUGAUAGAUUUAGGACUGACGUGUAUGUUCAGUAGGUACAAAUGCUACCUUGCUUUUGUACACAGUCAGUUGCCAGAGGAUAUUUCAUAUUCAAGAAUAAAAACUCUUGCUGUGAAGUAUUACUUAAGUGAAUUUAAUUGAAGCUCGAUGUCUGCUUGGUAGACAAGACAAGGACAAGAAUUCAGGUGUUAUACAUGCAUAAACUGAACUAUAUUCAUGCUUAAGCAAGCUUAUGGGCUAAUAUACACAUGUUCUUGCAUGUCUUUGUGAAAUACAACUUAAAGACAAUGUGCUAAAUUUACAGUGAAGAUGGUUAUGAGGCUUCAUUUCCUUAUAAGAAGGUUAAGUCUUGCUGGCUGGGAGAUUCAGAUACAAAACAAAGUGUGUAACUGAAGAUUCCUGCUCACUGAUGUAUGUCUUGUUUAAAAUCUGAGAUUAAACCAUAUUUAAAAUGAAAAUCAUCUUACCUGCUGCAUCAAUAACAGACCUGUUGGACUUCUGUAGUGCUGUGGGAACGAUGGGGAUGCAUUGUGUUUAGGCUGAAGAGCCCAAGCUUCUUGUUUUCUUAAAUUGAUGGUUUCUUUUAAUUACAACCAAGCUCUUCUCAUUUAACUAGGUUUACGUGGAGUCACGUUAGGAAGGAGUGAAUGUUCUUUUAAGGAUAAAACACUUAAAAAUGCCUUGUUGUUGUUAGUGUUCUUCCUUUUCAGAGUUUGGUAUAUCUGCCAGGAAGAAUGAGUUUCUGUAGGGAAAACAAGUGAGAAGCCAGCAUUUGUUUGGCUUGGAUGAAUCCAUACUGAGCUGAGUUUUGGGGGGGAGUGUGUUGUGGAUCAGAGUUCCCCAGGGCAUAAGUGGCUGUGUAUACCAAUAACAGCAUUCCCAUAACAGCAGUAGGAAUAAAGGUUGCUAUUGGAGUGCUUCUGCAGUGUUGAACUGCUCUAAGAGUAUCUAUAUACCAACCCACAACCUGUGGUACCAGUCUGCCAUGCCUCUUUUAGAGGGCCCUUAGUGAAAUAUAUGGUGCUUGAGUUGUACUUUCUGCUAAAAGCCCAAUCAGCAGUAUGGAACUGGUGCUGAUCUGAGCAGGCAGGUAGGAAAGCCUGACUUAAGCCUUUGUUUUGUAGAUAAGCCCAUUUGUGUUGGUUGAUGUCACCAUGGAAAUGCUGCUUCCAAAGGGGCAGCAACACCUGAGCUCUUAUCAAAUGAGGCAAAUAUCUGUAAUUUCUGAAGGAAACGUGAACAUUUAGAUCAUUGGGUUUAUAACUUUACACUGAGCAUGGUUGUGUCAAACCACAUUCUGUGAUAGAACUUAACUUCAACUCCAACUGAAGCACGAGGUUUUUGAUACAUCUGUGCCUUAUGUCCUUUGUUGCCUCUCUGAAAUGCCUAGAUGUGUUUGGCUUCGUGCUGUUUAGCUUUUUAGAGUAAGCAUGUUUUGUUAAUCCGAGUAAAUGUUUCCUUGGCUCUGCACAUCCCUUAAGCGCAGCGUGCAGUAAGCUUGCAGGCCUCCCGGACUAUGGAAGCUGUGAUAUGAAGAAAAGAUUUCUAGGGUGUCACGAAGGAACCCAGCCUCCCUGGCUACUCUCUGAGCAUAACUGAACAGAGUGUAACUAUUUUUUGUUCUGGCGUGCCCAAGAUUUGUGCAUACUGCCUGCAUUCAGUAGCUGGAGGUUACUGGAACCAGAGGAAGAAAAGCCAAUCUGUUCUAAAAUGCUACUGUUGUGCCUUUGGAGGUAUAAGUUUUGGUUUGACAAAAUUGCCCAGACCACUGGCUGUCAUACUCAAAUACUAGACUCAGUGUGUGUAACUAACCUUGGAAGCUGGCUACAGGCAUCGGAGCACAUUAAAACUUGUGUCCCAUCUGUAUCUGGAGAGAUGCAGGACUCGUUGUUGUACCUCAUGCCUCCCCACUCAGAGGUACAAAUGCUCAUGAAAUCCUUGGUAUUUGGUUAGUCUUAGGCAAAGAUACAGCCUUGGCUGUUCAGAGCUCCUUGCUGUAGCUCAGUGCGUGUUUGUCUCCGUGUCCUUUUUCUGCAUGUGUUUGCAGUACCCCUUUGGAGGCUGCCUUUGCUUUUCGUUUCAUCUGAGUCCUGUAUCCCAGCCUUAAGCACAACCUGCAAAGGAGAAGCAGUGUUUAGCCACAUACACUUCCUGCUUCUGGCAGCAACUGGCUUUCCAUGAGUGGAAAAAGAUGGAAUAAACUGUCUUAACACUUGGAGGAUGUUAAAGCUGUUUAAUGAUAAGAGGUGUUUACUCUUUUUUUUCCUUGUAGCUUUAGUGAAUUGAACCAGCCAGCCAAAGAAGGGACACUGAGUAGUGUUUCUAGAGGCAGCAUGCUGGUAGAUUAGCCAAACCAGUUUGUUUGUCCCUUGUGAUCUAAAUAUAGGGAACCUCCUUAAUUAGGGAAGGCAUCUGAGCUCUGUGCAACUCUUAAUACACGCAGGGAGAUGAAGUUCUUCCCUUAGCGCCCAGCUGAAGGGCACUGCUAGUGCAAGGCUUCCCUCCCUCUGCAUGGAGCUCGGCAGUUAGCAGAGCAUAGCACUGAAAGUUCACAGAAGUUGAAACUGAAAAUGGAUUGCUGCAGUGAGGUGUUUGUUCUGAUCUGGAAAGGGUGAGCAGCUCGGAUGUAAGGAGAAGAGAAACCUGUUCUGUUGCCAAUGUGAAGUAUUGGAAGAGUAACGUCUGAAACUGUCUGGGACAAAGAGGACUGUUUUAUUAUCUCUUCUUUGGAAUUUCCUGAAAUCCUAUUUUAUUAUAAUCAGAAGGCUUUAUUAAAGCUUUCUUGAAGUUGGACUCCCAUUGUCUGGACGGAUCCAUCUGGAAAUGGUGGUUCUUAAUGACUUCACCAAUGGCUGCUGUUCUGGAGAAGUCUUCAUUACUCUUCCAGCAGUCUGUAGAGCUCGCAGCUGAAUGUAUUUUAAUAAGUGAAGACGAGCCUCAAAGUAUUGUGAGUGAAGACGAGGAUUUCUCCUCCUAUCCAGGGCCUGUCAUGGAUGAAGAGACUCAGCACAGCCUUGAAUGCAUCCAAGCUAAUCAGAUUUUUCCCAGGAAGCAGCUGAUCCGAGAGGAUGAGAACCUUCAGGUCCCAUUCAUUGAACUUCAUGGUGAGAGUACAGAGUAUGUAGGACGAGCAGAAGAUGCCAUCAUUGCCCUUUCUAAUUACAGACUUCACAUCAAAUUCAAGGAGUCUGUUGUGAACACUGGCUGUCCAAACGAUGCUUGUGAAACCUCAGUUCCAUUGCAGCUUAUAGAAAGUGUUGAGUGUCGUGAUAUAUUUCAACUUCAUUUGACUUGCAAAGACUGCAAGGUUAUAAGGUGUCAGUUUUCUACUUUUGAGCAGUGUCAAGAUUGGCUUAAGCGUCUGAACAAUGCCAUCCGCCCUCCUUCCAAGAUAGAAGACCUUUUCUCAUUUGCCUACCACGCAUGGUGUAUGGAGGUGUAUGCUAGUGAAAAGGAGCAGCACGGGGAUUUGUGUCGGCCAGGAGAACACGUAACUUCAAGGUUUAAAAAUGAAGUGGAGAGGAUGGGUUUUGAUAUGAACAAUGCCUGGAGAAUUUCCAACAUCAAUGAAAAGUACAAGCUCUGUGGUAGCUACCCCCAGGAAAUUAUAGUUCCUGCCUGGAUCACGGAUAAAGAGCUGGAGAGCGUGGCAAGCUUUCGGUCUUGGAAGCGCAUCCCUGCUGUUGUGUACAGGCACCAGAGCAAUGGAGCAGUCAUUUCCCGCUGUGGACAACCUGAGGUCAGUUGGUGGGGCUGGAGGAAUGCAGAUGAUGAGCACCUUGUCCAGUCCGUAGCCAAAGCCUGUGCGUCAGAUUCAAGGUCCAGCAGUAACAAACUAAUGAAUGGAAAUUGUUCAAGAGAUUUCUCCAACGGAGGAGACCUCUCUGAUGUGGAAUUUGAUUCCUCAAUCUCUAAUGCCUCGGGAGCAGAGAGUUUGGCAAUACAGCCUCAGAAGCUUUUGAUCUUAGAUGCACGGUCCUAUGCAGCAGCUGUGGCUAACAGAGCCAAAGGUGGAGGCUGUGAGUGCCCAGAGUAUUAUCCAAACUGUGAAGUAGUGUUCAUGGGAAUGGCAAACAUUCAUUCUAUCCGGAAGAGCUUUCAGUCCCUGCGUCUGCUCUGCACACAAAUGCCAGAUCCAGGAAAUUGGUUGUCAGCUCUGGAGAGCACCAAAUGGCUGCAGCACUUAUCUGUACUUCUGAAAUCUGCACUACUUGUGGUUCAUGCUGUGGACCGAGACCAGCGACCUGUCUUGGUGCACUGCUCGGAUGGCUGGGACCGAACCCCCCAGAUCGUGGCUCUGGCCAAACUGCUGCUAGAUCCCUACUACAGGACCACAGAGGGUUUCCAGGUGCUGGUGGAGAUGGAGUGGCUGGAUUUUGGCCACAAGUUUGCCGAUCGCUGUGGCCAUGGUGAGAAUUCGGAUGACCUCAAUGAGCGCUGCCCGGUGUUUUUGCAGUGGCUGGACUGCGUCCAUCAGCUCCAGAGGCAGUUCCCCUGCUCUUUCGAGUUUAACGAAGCAUUCCUUGUCAAAUUGGUGCAGCACACCUACUCUUGCCUCUUUGGUACAUUCCUGUGCAACAAUGCGAAAGAGAGAGGAGAAAAACACACUCAGGAACGGACCUGUUCUGUCUGGUCUUUGCUGCGGGCAGCAAACAAAGCCUUCAAGAACCUGCUCUACUCCUCCCAAUCAGAAUCUGUGCUGUACCCAGUGUGCCAUGUGCGUAAUUUAAUGCUCUGGAGUGCUGUUUACCUGCCCUGUUCUUCCCCCUCUACACCUGCUGACGACACCUGUGCCCCAUACCCUGUUCCAGGCUCUAGCCCUGAAGAUCAGCCCCUGGGCAGGUUACCAAAGACAAGAUCCUUUGACAAUCUGACGACAGCCUGUGACAGCAGUGUGCCUACAACCAACCGGCGUAGCAGUGACCCCAGCCUGAAUGAGAAGUGGCAGGAGCACCGCAGGUCCCUGGAGCUCAGCAGCCUCGGGAACCCCGGGGAGGAUCCGUUUGAUGGGGAUGGCCUGAGCAAGCAGGGCAGGGCUCCGCUGGGAGCAGAGCUUUCUGUUGCAGCCGGUGUGGCGGAGGGACAGAUGGAGAACAUCUUGCAGGAAGCCACGAAAGAGGAUGUUGUUCUGGAGGAGCACUUAAGGGGCAGCCUAGAGACUGCAGGUAAAGGGGAUGAGAUUGCCUCGGAUAAGGAGAAGAGAACUGAAAAUCUACAUGGGUAUGUCAGCGAACUGUGUGAAAAGGCUGAGGAUAAAGGUAUGGUAAUGAACAAUCCAUGUCCGGUUUCACAAGGUGCUUGUGAGCUUAAAGGACACCAGGAGGAGCACAUUGAUCUCAGUAACACUAUCCAGAAGUUACCUCAGGUGAAAGGACUACAGACUGUUCCUUUGGAGAGUUUUGUAAAUAGAGACACUCAAAAGAACGUGGAGGAAGGUGUGGGCAAGCCUGAAGGAGAAGGAGAAAGCCUGCACGGCGUAUCGCACGCCGGCCUUCUGUUACCUCUUAUGAGCCUGCACGAGGUGAGGACAUCCAACAUCGAGAGUUCUACAGAAACCUUAACAGAGAAUGAGGCAAAGCAAGAGCUGGUUCCCAAGGGUCCGUGCCACAGAGCCCAUCUGGUGGACAACAGUGCUGACGAGCUUUCGCGAACUAUUGAAAACAGGCCGGAGGGGGAAAGCGGCAUAGAACUUCAGAAACUGGGCACAAAAGUACAUAGGACUUCUGGUAGCAGCAGCACACACAUCCCAAUGCCUUCCCCCUGUGCCUUGCCUUUAGGUGAAUGUAAAGAUGAGGUUGUGUGUAACGGAGAGCUGGAGCCCGAGAACAAGAUGACAGAGAAGCCUGCAGGGCUUGGUAUCGUGCAGAAAUACCACGCGACAAACGGGCACUGUGUGAACGGGGAGGACGGGAGGAUGAAGGCCUCUCUGAGCCGGCAGGUCUCUGCAGCGAGCUGUAGCUCUGCACAGCUUCACCUGAGGAACCUGCACCAGAAAUGGAUGAUGAGUCAUCUCGGGAAGCAGCAGGCGGCCGGCAGCCCGGACCAGCCUGCCAGGAGCCACCUGGACGAUGACGGGAUGCCUGUCUACACCGAUGUCAUCCAGCAGCGCCUGCGCCAGAUUGAAACUGGGCACCAGCAAGAGGUGGAGACCUUGAAGAAGCAAGUACAAGAGCUGAAAAGCCGGCUGGAGAGCCAGUUCCUGAACAGCUCCCUGCGUCUCAACGGUGACUAUGGAGACGAAGUGACUUCUAUACCCGACUCGGAAAGCAAUCUGGAUCAGAACUGCUUGUCUCGCUGCAGCACAGAGAUUUUCUCUGAAGCCAGCUGGGAGCAGGUGGACAAACAGGACACAGAGGUGACACGAUGGCUUCCCGACCACCUGGCCGCACACUGCUAUGGCUGUGACAGCACGUUCUGGCUCGCCAGCAGGAAGCACCACUGCAGGGACACUGAACGUGUUGAUCAGAUCUGGAAUUGCGGCAACGUGUUCUGCUCCAGCUGCUGUAACCAGAAGGUGCCAGUUCCCAGCCAGCAGCUCUUUGAGCCCAGCAGAGUCUGCAAAUCGUGCUACAGCAGUUUGCACCCGAGCAGCGCCAGCCUUGAUCUUGAACUGGACAAACCCAUCACUGCCACGUCAAAUUAAAGGCCCACCUGGGAGGCGGGGGGCCCUUCCCCGGGCGGAGGAAUGUGAUCUCAGUGGGCUGAGACUGGAAGGACGAGGGGGCGAGGAGUGCUGCUCAGUGGGACGGAGCUCAGCCGUGCCGUGCUGUGCUGUGCUGUGCUGCUGCAGUGUGGGCAUCUCCUCUUCCAGCCGUUCCCCUUUCCUUUCUGUCCUAUCUGUGUGUAUGUGUGUGCGUGUACGCGCCUGCGUGUGUGUAUAUAUAAUAAUAUAUAUAUGUUUGCUUGUUUGCUGGAAGAUUGUAGAAGUGGGAAGGGAGCUGGCACCAGAACCACAUCUCCCUUUUGUAUUUCACUGUCCCACUGCUGAACUGCGUUGCAGACAAUUGGGUGGAGGAAAGGAGACGAGGGGAAUCGGCGCAGCCAGCGUGCAAGGUGAACGGCUGUAGCCUCAGCGCUCGCGCUUUCAGUCACUCCUGUUACUUCCAAACAAGAAACUGCUGUUUGGGAAUUUGUUGCUGCUAGAAGAAAUGGGAAUCUCUUUCCCAAGAGAGCACUCUCCCUCUCUGUUCUUAGAGUGGGCUUAGCUAUCCUUGCUGCGAGACGGGGGAUCGCGGGUUCUGCCGCAGCCCCGUGGUGCUGAGUGGGGACAGCCGGGCAGCUCUGUCUGCAGGAAGUGCCCGGUGUUGGUGAGCGGUGAGGAGGGGCCGAGGUUGGUGUCACACCAACACCUCUGUCUGAAGUUGUGUAAAUGCAAUUCCUUAUUUAAAACCCAGUGGGAAAAUAGCAGCCCUCGGAUGCGUGUCCUUGUCCCACCGUAGGUCGGUUUGCUCAGUGCAGAGCUCCUUAUCGCAGCUCCCCCUGCAGCCACGGCCCUGCUGCUCCCACUGCACUUCGGUGAGGGCGCUCAGAGCGGUGGCGCUUCGAGCUGUGCUGCACUGCACUCCUGCUGCAUUUGGUCCCUGAGGAAUGCACUGCGCUGCAGCGUUCUGCCACGGCCGCCCCUUUUCCACUCAGUGUGCUCCAGGUAGGAAGGAUCUGCCUGAGCACUGCAUCAGGGCUCACCGUACAUCGUGGACUCCCCUCCUUCCUUCUGCCGCAGCCUGAGUUGCUUUUUGAGUCACCUCAAUAAAGUGUGGAUCUCUUGAAUAUAUGUUUUUAAGCGAGUGUGAGGUCCUCGGCCCCUUCCCCCUUUUGACAGAGCAGCGUUGCUCGGUGCAGUUGUGCAGGAGAGGUGCAUCUGGCCGUGUCCUGCUUUGCAGUGUGCUGCCUGGCCCGGCUCACACCUCCUGCGCUGUUCUGUAGGGCACAACAAUCCUGCUGGGUAUGGAGAGCUCAAAGAGAUAAUGAACAAUCCUUGGGAGGGGAGCACUGCCCUUCCCUGCAGCGUCACAAUCGUGGUCUGCGGUGUCAGACAGAGACCAUCUCAUUAAGUCUGGUGGGGAAAGAAACGACACAGAGCUCCCCGUGCCAACACCGCCGCGCUCUGAGCUGACGCUGCACGGGCGGAAAUGAAGUGAAGGCGUGGGGGCCGUCCUGGCACAGGGAGGGGCCUGGAGCAGCCGCAGAGAAAAGCGAAGAAAAAAGAUGGGUCCUCCCGUGGAGUUUUGCUCUGUUGGCUCCUGAAGCACCGCAGCGCUGUGUGGGGCAGAGCUGCAGGCGCCGCAGGGGGAGGUGGAGCGCCGGCUGUGACACCGACAGUGGGUGUGCGGUGCACGCGGGCCUCAGAGACACGCGUGGGUUCUGCAGGCGUAAGGACAGGUGCCAAGGGGUUUGAUACGGGUUUCUGGGCUCUGUGAUGUACAGUGUGAAUAAAUGCUUGCAGCUCUUAGUCUUUUUUUGAUCGACGAAGCACUUUUUUAUUAAUAUUAUUUUUUCUUUGUAUGUAAAGGAGGAAGCAGUAUCUCUCCAUAGCUGUACAUAUAACCUGUCUCUCCUACAGAGAGUAAAGUGCUCCUAUAUUUUUCAUUUUUGUCAAAGCGAGAAGUAAAUACUUUAGAAUUGUUAAAUAUAUAAAUAAAAGUGAAUAAAGUUUAGCAUUUUGCAUGGGA
Messenger RNA from Gallus gallus (chicken), 20797 nucleotides. RefSeq names its product myotubularin related protein 3 (gene MTMR3). NCBI's taxonomy places the organism in Eukaryota, Metazoa, Chordata, Aves, Galliformes, Phasianidae. Bases 14965 to 18771 code for a protein of 1268 amino acids. The transcript is spliced from 23 exons. Gene Ontology annotation, molecular function: phosphatidylinositol-3,5-bisphosphate 3-phosphatase activity; metal ion binding; phosphatidylinositol-3-phosphate phosphatase activity. Gene Ontology annotation, biological process: dephosphorylation; regulation of autophagy. The record is from RefSeq and is a predicted model, not a curated record.